AUGGAAGACGAGAUUACACCAGCCGCACCAACGGAAUACACGUUACAGACUACUACUCAAGCCCUUGAUGAAGCAACAUUCUCACUCAAUCCCGCAACCGAGGCCGACGCAGUCCCCGGCAACAAAUUCGCGUUUCCACCGAGCCAUUUACAACAGUUGGUUACUUCUCGUAGUUUCGCCGCGCUACGAUACUUUGGAGGUCUACCAGGUCUGUCAAAGGGUCUCCGAACGGACACCAAGGCCGGUCUUGGUGCAGAUGAAGACAUUGUGGAUGGCAUCAUCACUCGCAAGGACGUUCUGGAAGCCGGAAACCGGCCGCUGAGGCAAGAUGGAUCCGGUGUUGUCGUCCAAUCUGACCCCGGAAAGUUCACGGAUCGCCGACACAUCUACGGCGAGAAUCGCGUACCUAAGAGGAAACCGACCACCUUCGUACAGUACCUUUGGCUUGCGUUCAACCACAAGUUGAUGUUCCUCCUUACUGCCUCUGCAAUCGUCUCCCUAGCUCUUGGCAUAUACCAAUCUGUUGACGACACUGAAGAGGGAGGCAUCGAAUGGGUCGAAGGUGUUUCAAUUAUCGUCGCUGUCAUCGUCAUUGUAUUUGUCACUGCAAUCAACGAUUACCAGAAGAGCUUCAAGUUCCAGAAACUCAACCAGAAGAAAGAAGAGCGCAUGGUAACGGUCACCCGCUCUGGAAUGCACCAGUCCAUCUCCAUCUUUGACAUACUUGUCGGAGAUGUCUUACACAUUGAAGCCGGUGACGUCGUACCAGCGGACGGAGUCAUGAUCGAGGGAUUCGACAUUCAAUGCGAUGAGUCGGCCCUAACAGGCGAGUCAGAGCUGGUAGUCAAGAUCUCACCCCAUACCCAGCAGCCUGGCGACCCAUUCGUUUUCAGCGGAACAAAAGUUGUGACCGGCGUGGGUAACUACCUUGCCCUUUCCGUAGGUGUGAACUCAACGUACGGGAAGAUUACGUCGUCAUUGCAAGACGAUGUGGGAGAGACGCCUCUUCAACAAAAGCUUGGUGUUCUUGCAAACCACAUUGUCAGAUUCGGCUUGGCAGCUGGUCUUAUCUUCUUCACCAUAAUCUUCAUCCGCUUUCUUGUCCAGCUCGACGAUAUUCAGCGUGGUCCACGAGCUAAGGCAGAGGAAUUCCUGAACGUCCUUAUCCUCUCCAUUACCGUCGUCGUGAUUGCCGUGCCCGGGGGUCUGCCGCUGACCGUCACUCUGGCGCUUGCAUUCGCCACCACGAGGAUGCUAAAGGACAACAACCUGGUUCGGCAUCUACGGUCCUGCGAGAUUAUGGGAAAUGCGACAACUGUUUGCUCGGACAAGACGGGAACCUUGACGCAGAGCAAGAUGACAGUGGUGUCUGGCAUUUUGGGUGCAUUUGGACGAUUCGAUACCAGCACGCCUUCCAAUGCGCUUAGCGAAGAACCGAAAACUCUGCCUACAGCAGGCAGACUUAUCCAAUCUCUCUCUGCAAAUGUUCGGAACCUCCUCAAAGCAAGCUUUUGCCUUAAUUCGACCGCUAUCGAAACCAGCGAUUCCAAUCAGUUUGUUGGGUCAAGCACAGAGACAGCUCUCCUGAAAUUCGCUUCUGAUCACCUUGGAAUGGCUGCACUGAGCGAAGAAAGGGCAAAUGGGAACGUAGUCCAGUUGCUUCCAUUCGACUCAAAGAGAAAAUGGAUGGCCACGUUUAUGAAAACUGGCCCUGAGAGUUGCAGAAUACUGGUAAAGGGAGCCGCCGAAGUCGUCCUCGGCAGGUGCACCCAGACUCUUCAAGAUCCCAGCGUCGACAUGUCCACCAAGAUCCUAUCGGUCGACGAAAUCCACGGUUUAGAAACCACGAUGCACCAAUACGCUGGACGGUCACUCCGUGUCGUUGCCGUUGCAUAUCGUGACUUGCCGGCUUCUGCUCUCCAGGAUGGCGUAGUUCCGGAAGAGCAACUGGCAGCGAACAUCUCAGACCUAGUCUUCCUUGGAGCCUUUGGCAUCCGCGAUCCCCUGCGCCCCGAGAUCGUUGACUCGGUACAGCGCUGUCGAUCCGCCGGUGUGUUCGUACGAAUGGUGACUGGCGAUAACUUCUUCACAGCUAAGGCGAUCGCCUCGGAAUGCGGCAUCUACACGGCCGGCGGAAUUGCCAUGGAUGGCCCAACAUUCCGACAGUUGACGCCCGAGCAGCUGGACCUCGUUGUGCCGCGUCUACAGGUUCUUGCCCGCUCCAGUCCAGAUGACAAGAUGCUGCUUGUGUCGCACCUGAGGUCCAUGGGCGAGAUUGUUGCCGUCACUGGUGAUGGCACGAAUGAUGCCCUGGCUUUGAAGGCGGCCAAUGUUGGGUUAUCCAUGGGCAUCUCUGGUACAGAAGUCGCGAGGGAGGCAUCCGACAUUAUUCUCAUGGAUGAUAACUUUGCUUCUAUUGUGAAGGCUAUUGGCUGGGGAAGGGCUGUCAAUGACGCCGCUAAGAAGUUUCUACAGUUUCAAUUCACCAUCAACAUCACCGCCGGGCUUCUCACUGUCAUAUCCGCCCUCGUCGGCGGCACAGAUGCUUCGGUAUUCAGUGUCGUCCAGCUUCUAUGGAUCAAUCUUAUCAUGGACACGUUCGCUGCCCUCGCUUUGGCUACAGACUUCCCUACCCGGGACUUAUUUUCACGAAAACCGGAAGUGAAUGGGACAUCAGUCUUGAACACGACAAUGUGGAAGAUGAUCACCGGGCAGUCGAUAUACCAACUGGCCGUUAUCUUCGUCUUCUAUUACGCUGGCGAAUCAAUAUUCAACUCCCCCCUUGAUGACCAGCGAGGGCAGCUGCAGACCAUGACGUUCAAUACAUACGUGUUGAUGCAGUUCUUCAACCAAGCCAAUUCUCGACGCGCCGACAACAAACUCAACAUCCUCGAGGGGGUGAUGCAAAACCCGUGGUUCAUAUUCGUCCAAGCAGUUACGCUCGCCGGCCAAAUCAUCAUCGUUUUCGUGGGCGGACAGGCAUUCCACACGGUCCCGCUCACAGGCGCGCAAUGGGGGUGGUCGAUCCUGUUCGGCUUCUUGACGAUUCCUUUGGGUAGUUUGAUCCGUCUUGUCCCCGACCAGCUGGUCUUCAAACUGAGUGCAUCGAGGAAUGCUGGAUCUGCAUCAGCAAUUGGCGUCAAUACCCAGAGUGAUGUACAGCUUUCGCAGCAGUCCAACGUACCCUCGGAUGAUGAGUUUGACCUCUUGGCCGCAGUCGAGGCGGUACGGUUCGGUACGGCUGAGCCACAUCCUACGUUCGAGGUGCAUCCUGAUACGCAGAAGGGGGAUCCUGUUCUCCUCCCGCUACGCGGUUGCAAGGUGCCACCGAGCCAAAAUAUAGACUUACUCAGAUACAUUGGCUAG
Molecule: messenger RNA, 3366 nt
Organism: Lasiodiplodia theobromae
Lineage: Eukaryota; Fungi; Ascomycota; Dothideomycetes; Botryosphaeriales; Botryosphaeriaceae
Product: Calcium-translocating P-type ATPAse
Exons: 4
Coding region: 1-3366 (1121 amino acids)
Biological process (GO): intracellular calcium ion homeostasis; calcium ion transmembrane transport
Cellular component (GO): intracellular membrane-bounded organelle; membrane
Molecular function (GO): ATP binding; ATP hydrolysis activity; P-type calcium transporter activity
Source: RefSeq, a predicted model, not a curated record